CUGAAUGAGGCGGAGAUUAUUAACAGCAACCAAAAAGAAACAAGUAUAUUUGUGAAACGUGUUUUGAAUGUUCUAAAUACUUGUCAUUUUCCUGUGACAUCAUACAAGAUUAUUUUACGUUGUGUUUAACGGUCGACAUCACAAUGGAGGUGCCUUUUCUACAUCUGUAGUGAAGUAUAUUAGGACUAUUAGAGACUUAGUUGCGAAUAUUUUUAAAAGAGUCUUCAGUGCGUCUUAAUAACAAGAUAAUGGAUGUGAAACCAUAAAACUGUACACAGAUCCCGAAUAUGUAUAAACACAAGACGCUGAAACUCGCUGAAAUGUGUAAUUGCCUCACACGUGAUGCCAAAAUCAGCCAUAUGUUUGUGUGUAUCUGUGUUAAGUGGAAAGUAAUUUGCAAAGAACUCUAAAAAUAAAUAGUGAAUUUAAUUAUAUGCAAGUGUAAACAGUUGUGAUUUGUGCCAGACAUUAACCAUUGUGUUAUUUAUUAUGUUGAAGAAGAUAUUAAUUUAAAUGAUGGCUACUUUAGGAGUCGUUCCGUUUUCUAAUAGCAUGACGUCAUCACAUACUAACAAACUUCAAAUCAUUCAACACCCCACAGCUAGUGUCAGUAACAGUGGGUCCAGUGAACAUCCCGAGAGACGUGAAAUUUUAAUCCUAAGGAAAAAGGCUAAACCUAUAAUUACUGCUUCCGUAUCUGAGAGCAGCGAGCCUGUUUUGGCGACUAGCGGUAGUAACGCGGUGGUGAACAAUGGCGGCAGGAUACGCAAGAAACCGACCGGUGUGGGUUCAAACCUUCCCAGAAGCCACCACCAGCCUCCCCCUGUAGCAGUUGCACGCCGCAAUGCCCGUGAGAGAAAUAGGGUCAAACAAGUCAACAAUGGAUUCGCUACUCUAAGACAACAUAUUCCCUUAUCAGUGUCGUCAACGUACUCGUCAGGGAAUGCAUCGUCAGGAGGUCGUUCAAACAAGAAACUCAGCAAAGUGGAAACCCUGAGAAUGGCUGUGGAUUACAUACGGAGUCUUCAGCAGCUGUUAUCAAUGGAUGACAACGGUACAAAUGCGAACAUUCAAGCUGUCCAUUCAACAGAUUCGUCGGAUACAUCUUCACCAACAUCUCUCGUUGUUCAUUCACCACCGUCACCAGCGAAUUCCUCCACAAAUCUAUCCACAGCAGAUCUUCAACACGGUUAUCAAACCUAUGAGGACGAAGGCGUCCAAACCGAUGUCCCAGAUUCGCCUGUUCUUAUUGAUGAUGAAGAUGAUGCCUCCCUUAUUGAUCCUACAUCACCAUUAUCAUCGUCGGCUUUGACAGCCUCUAGGUAUACUCCUCAAUACCAUCGCAUUAGGGGCACAAACACUUUCAUCCAACUUGUGAACACUCAACCAGACGCCAUAAGCAGUACAGAGGACGGCGAACAUUACGAAAUGGACGAGCCCUUCGCUGCCCUUGCAUCUUCGUUCCCAAAUGUAAGUAGAGAUGGGGGAUACAUAGUUUCUCAAGGACAGCUCCAUCGCCUUCAGGCACAUCAUCUGGUGACAACUUCUGUUGACACUUACCAACAGCCUUCUUCUGUUGAUCUUGUUACACUUGGCAGCACUCGAGCCCACCCUACGUCAUCUUUGUCACCUGGAGACUACAGCGAACAUUCGCUAUCGCCUGAAACCCCCCAUGUUGACGAUAUAGCCAUGUUCAGGACCACAUCUUCAGCAUCUUUCCUACCAUCCUUCUCUUCCAGUCUGAAGUCUUCAUCACCAACGACUGCACUUCAGCAUGUCACGUCAUCAUCGCCUAUGCAAAGCUCUGCGACAACCACUGCCGGCAGUAUGAACGCUACGUCUGUGAUUCAUCAUCAGAGUUAUCCGGUGAAUGCAGAGCUGUUACCAAGUGUGAAGAUAGAGGAACGGCCAGGAGAAGAGGAGUGUGCGUCUGGAACUGUGAUAACAAACAGCGGUCAGGAAGUAAUGGACAUGAUGACGUGGUGGGAACAGGAACAGAAGCUGCGGCUCAUUACCUCCAUCGCUACCUCCUCGUCGUGAGAAGGUGGGGAAACAGAUUUUUGGCGGAAUGCUGUGUUUUGAAACAACUUGGAUGCAGACAACAAGAAAAGAGCAAACUGUGAACGAGGAUUGCAUAAUGCGACGGUUGUAACAACGGUGUGAAAAAAGUGUUCUGCCAGUGACAAUUUAUGAAUCAGAUCUAUAGACUUUUGCAAAGGAAAAGUUACCUGAGGAGUGCACCUAUAAAUUGCAGUGCAGAUCCAGCCUCAGUCCUUGAUUUACACGGUGGGUGCUUUUUCAGGAAAACGUCGCUACAAAGGAAAACACAAUAUGAGCAAUUGCUUAUAGUGAAGCCUCUUUAUUGUCCAUGGAUUCAUGAGAUUUACGUUCCUCACUCAUUUAAAAAGAAAAUGACAUUUAUUAAUAAUAAAACGUUUCAACGAAAAAUAUUUCGUGGACUACCGAAAAAAAUGAAAUGGGCAGCAACAAAUUUUCUUUUGAGCCUUUCAAAACAACUGCUUACGUUCAUUUGUUUCAGUUUAGAAAUUGUUACAUAUAAAUAUAUAAGAAAACAAUAAAUUUAAAAAAUGGAAGAAACCUUUGUUGCUUUUAUUUAAACUACUGAGCUGAUCCGCGUGCACGAACAAGGUCCCAGGUGUCACAUAAAUGUAGGCGCUAAUAAUUGCAUGAAUAUGAUAUCCAGGAAGUGAGAAAAACGUAAAUCGGCACAAACUGGCAAGCCUGUUAGUAUCUCUUCUGACAAGCUUACUUCGGUUGGGAUUUGAGAUAUCAGUAAAUUUAUUUCUAUGUGAACAAAAAAGAGGCAAAAAGAAAGUCAGGAAAAGCAAGCCCUGAAACCUAAACCCGUCGCCCCACAUCUCAUUGAAAAUAAAUGAUGAAUUGCACCAUUUCACAUAGUUCAAAAUUUGAUCUCGUAUACAAAUUCCGAGAACUUCCAUAAUCUGUCUCAUGAAGUUGUAUGAUUUGAAGAAAUUAUUUAAUAUUUCAAUUAUUUAUUUUAGACAAAGAUGUUGUUUACAGAUUAUUGACUUGGUAGAUCAGUUGUAAGGUAGUGGCAGGUGAAAGAAUUUCUUGCCGUUUCAUAGAAUGUUAAUUAUUUUUCUAUGGU
Messenger RNA from Cryptotermes secundus, 3130 nucleotides. RefSeq names its product mucin-5AC. The record is from RefSeq and is a predicted model, not a curated record. Lineage: Eukaryota; Metazoa; Arthropoda; Insecta; Blattodea; Kalotermitidae. Gene Ontology annotation, molecular function: protein dimerization activity; RNA polymerase II transcription regulatory region sequence-specific DNA binding; DNA-binding transcription factor activity, RNA polymerase II-specific. Gene Ontology annotation, biological process: developmental process; regulation of transcription by RNA polymerase II. The transcript is spliced from 2 exons. The coding region runs from base 514 to 2040 and encodes 508 amino acids.